This is a messenger RNA of Naegleria lovaniensis, 1701 nucleotides long. RefSeq lists its product as uncharacterized. The record is from RefSeq and is a predicted model, not a curated record. The transcript is spliced from 4 exons. NCBI's taxonomy places the organism in Eukaryota, Heterolobosea, Eutetramitea, Acrasida, Naegleriidae. The coding region runs from base 1 to 1701 and encodes 566 amino acids. Gene Ontology annotation, molecular function: protein binding.
AUGAGUGAUGAGCCACCUCAAACAGAGCAGUCUUCUUCUUCUUUGAGUGAGCUACACGAGAAAUCGGAGGCUCAUGCGGAAGAGAAUAAUCAUACAAUAAUAACAACUACAACAAUUGGAUAUCAAGCUUCGGCCUCCUCUGGAGAGGCUGUUUCUGUACAGAUCAAUGAAGAUGCCAACAACAACCAUUCGGGAAAACUUGCAUCAACGACGAUUAAAGAACAUAUCCGAAGCAAAAAGGAUUUCUUGAGUGAGAUGUUUUCCAACAAAAUUCCGUCAUUCAGGAAAAAGAAUAGUGUGCAACAUUUUGAAAAUAACAACAUGAACUCAUCAGCAGAAGAAUCAACAACAUUGAUCAGCAAAAAUUGUGGAGUAACCAUAGGUUAUAUUGCACCAUUACCAAAAUGUGAUUGGGGUACUGUUGAUGCUCCGAAAUGUUUGGGCGAAAUGUAUGAUGAUAUCAUUCGAUAUUUUUUCAUGUUCAUGACUCCGAAAGAAUUGAUUAUUAUUGGUGGAGUGAGUAGAAGGUUCCGAGAUUUGUCUAGUAGCGAUGAAAUAUGGUCACCAAUAUAUCAGGCCUAUACAUUUAGCAGCGUCGAAAAAGAUACCACCAUUACACAACAGUUUAGACACGAAUUUUUAAGGAAGCUUAAAGAAAAUUCGACCAUCCAAUUUCUAAGGGAGGAGUCCAAAGAAAAUGUGCCAGUUAUUGAACAAGUGCAAACAUGCUUUCAAUGUGGAUAUGGAUUCCUGGCACCUCAAAUUUUCUUCACUUGUUUUGCAAUAUUCAGCAUUCUUGUUCCUUUGUUAAUGGAUGGAUUUAUCGAUAUUUCACAAGUUGGAUUUUGCAGUCUUCCUUUUUUUUUCGCUCUUGGCACUUAUUUAUUCAUUAGUAUCUCGCUUCUUAUUGAUCCAUAUUCACUUGAAAAGAAACGAAACAAAUAUUUGGAAUAUCUUCAAGUUGGAGCAUUAGAUGCUGGUUACUCGAACAAGAAAUGGACAUUUUCGGAUUCUGAGCCACAGGAAGAAUCUGAUUUUGAUGAUGGUUGGAAAGAGAGUAUUAAUUUGUCAGUUUGGCAUUUAUGGAUUUGGCUCUUGUUCAUUUUGGGCUAUUUAUCAAAGUAUAUUUGGUUUGCUGCUGUGUAUUCUCCGUUUUCUUUGUUGUUCAUUCCUUGUCAUGUUUACACAAUUUUCUAUUGCAUUGGUCCAUUAAUAUUUUACAAACACAGCCGAUCCAACAAAACGAUAAGCAGCGACUCACGAUUAACCAGUUAUUGCUCCUAUGUCACUAACAGCUUGUUGGUGAUAAUCUCAUCAGUACAAAUAUUGUUGAUUGGUUUGAAAUUGGAUGGUGUUAUAACUACGUAUUGGAACCUCGUUUUACUACCAGCUUGGAUUUUUUUGCUUUUUGUAAAUUGUAUGUGCUGUUGGUAUGCGGCAUGUGCAGGAAUAAGCGAUGGAAAGGAAGGUGGCUGUGUGGGAUUGUAUGGCAUUACUGCUCAUGUUUUAUUUGCUCUUUUUUACCAAGUAUGGUUCAUUAUCAUUGCACUGAGAUUGGAUUUGAUCAUAACAUCAAUAUGGACUCCAUUGUUUGUCCCCAUGUGGCUCUUUUUGAGCUUUUCAUGUUGCACGCACUGUUUAUGUAGCUCUGUGUGCAUUUCUGUUAGGCAUCUUCACGUGGUUGGGCUUUCAACUUCGUAG